Adineta steineri is the source of this 681-nucleotide messenger RNA. The record is from the annotation of a GenBank genome assembly. NCBI's taxonomy places the organism in Eukaryota, Metazoa, Rotifera, Eurotatoria, Adinetida, Adinetidae.
AUGAAUCAACAACAACAAAAAUCUACUAAUGAAUCAAGUGAUUACGACAAUUGUCAAUCAUCAUGUUCACCAUUGAAUACUGAUAUAAUAAAGAAAGAUAUUCCACAGAGAAAUUUAUCAUUAUUAUCAAAACGAGUUUUUCAUAUUUCAAAUUUACUUCCAUCAGUAAAUAAUUAUGAAGAAGAACGCGAAAUUGCAAAUUGUAUAAAUCAACGUUUACCUAUUGGUCCUUGUAGAAUAUCAAGGAAAGCAGUUACUCUUAUUGAACGUACUAUUUCUAAUGAUAUUCCAUUAUUUGAUGAAACAAGUAUUACUCUUAGUCAACUCCGUCGUUCUAAAACACCUCAUCCACAUAAAUAUAAAGCAUCAGCUAAUUUAAAACAACAGUCAGGUGGUCAACUACACACUAGUACAUUGGCUAUGUGUGGUUAUAAUGAAAAUACAGAAGAAACACCAAUUAAUCUAGAUCAUCUACGUCGACAACAAUCAGGAGGAAUUAAAAAAACAGCUAAAUCGAUUUCACAAAUAAAUCUUCUUAAUGAUUAUACAGAUCUUGAUGAAACUGCUAUUCUUAUUGGUCAAAUUUAUCGUCUUGAUCCACCACAAAUAAUUCAAUAUAAAUCUCCUCUUCAUAUUCAACCAUCAAUUAGUUAUACAAAAAAAAACAAGUUCUGUUCUUAG